Molecule: messenger RNA, 3064 nt
Organism: Danaus plexippus (monarch butterfly)
Lineage: Eukaryota; Metazoa; Arthropoda; Insecta; Lepidoptera; Nymphalidae
Exons: 6
Coding region: 216-950 (244 amino acids)
Source: RefSeq, a predicted model, not a curated record
UUCAGUAUUAUUGAAGGGGAAAACAGGUUUUUGAUAUUAUACGUGCUAAUAUUCGUAACAUAUAUUUUUGUGGUGUAUUUAAUAGCUGAGGGCACAAAUAUUAGUGUAUCUAUUAAGUUCUCAACCAUAAAAAAUAUCUUUUAGACAGUUUUGAUAUAAAUGUAAAGCAUUUUAGAAAUUUCUAGAAAUACGAUUCAUUUUGGUACACAGAAGUAAUGGCGCCUACGAAGUUUGGGGUCUCUAAGGGCCGGAGUAGAGACCAGGGUGAUCAGCCCUCGAGCGACCACACUCCUACCUACCACAGCGAACAUGCGAGCACCUUGGAUUCGCCAGUGCCAUCGACCAGCAAGGGCAUAGUUUCUCAGGAACUGAAUCCAGCGGACAUCUUUCCAAUGCUAGACUUGGAUGACGAUGAUGAAGAGUUUACCGGGAUACCAUCAUCGCGUCGGAACAGCUUCGGAGCCAAUUUGGAAGAACAACAGGUAUUAUACCAAUCGUUCCAAGACGAAUCGACAUCCGCGAUAGACGAAUUAAAUCAAAUACAAAUAUACGACGAACCGGAAGUUCUCGAGGAUGAGGCCAGCACCACCUAUGACGCGAAUUCGCUGCAGUUUGAUGAAGCGUCCGUCACUGAGGAAAACUCGACAUACUGCGCUGUACUCAAGAAACCUAAGAAGAGCAAGUCCAAGGAACAGGAGCUGAAAGACCUCAACAUGUGGCAGGCCACCAAUUACGAAGUCAUGUCGAAUCUGCUAAACCGAAGUGGGACGAAGGACGAAAAAAUUAAAUGGCAGGCAAUAGCGACAGCAAGGGGGCUUUGCACGUUAACUGACAAUUGUACUUGCAAUGACUGCAAGGGCUCCUACCUUGUCGGAGUAUCGGAUGGGGACGCGGGGCUGGGCGCCGCCCCACUGUUCAGUACAAUGCAUUUGGGAUGUUCCAUACAGUAAUUUUAAAUGGAAAUUUUCCCGGGGCAUAAUAAUUAUUUGCACCCCUCUUCAGGAAGCUACGGCUGAGAAGAAGACAACCCAGCCGGAGACUAAAAAAGAUCAUGGCAAUGGAAAUUAAAAGCCUUCAUCGGUGCAAUUAUUGGAUGAGAAGUCUUUUAAAGAACACGUUUUUGUAUUGGAAACCGAGCGAAUAUUUUUGGCACACUUUAAACUUCAUAUAAUCAUGUAUUUGAUGUUAUGUAUCCUAGCUAUAGUUGUAUAAUCAUAGAAGUAGUGACAACUCAAUGUAUAUUCUGACAGGUUCCUUCAAAUUUAACCAGAUCUUAAUCACUCGGCCUAAAUCUGUGUGACUCUGUAAUUUAUUUCAUGGUGGUAGCACAAAACUAAACACUUUUACAAUAAGAGUAAGUUGUGUGUGAUAAAUAUUAUCUCAAAUCUUUUGUCGAAUUUAGUUCUGCAUCAUUCCAUUGUCCAAUAAUUAAAAAUAUUAUAAAAUAAAUAUAUUUUUAAAAUAAUUGUCCUAAAAAUUUGAGAGAAUUGAUACUUUAAUUAUUUUAGUAUAUAACGUAACUUACGUUCUCUCUGUGUUAUUUGAAUACACGAUACGCUUAUAUAUCAUUCUACUAUAGAAUUUUAAUUAAUAUUACACUAAGGAGGUAUGAUUUAAACUUUUAUGUGCCAAUAACAAGAUUAUUUAGAGAAUCAAGUUUCACUUUUAACUUUUUAAGGAAAGUAAACACUGGGAUUAUAACCAAAGAAUUGAUGUUUAAAUAUUUUUAUACUAUAUAUCAGACAAGAAUUCAAUUAGGUUGUGUUUUAUAAAAAAAAACUAUUAACUCACUGGAUGUUCUUCGAACGUUUUAAAUGCAGUGCACUAAAUAAAUUUAUAACGAGACGGCUUCAUUUAAAUGUUUAAUAUAAGGUAUAACAUUUUUCAUUACUUUACAAUAUUCUUACUUCACUUUGAAACACGUCAUUUUUAAAAAACCGCCAAUUUAACGUUGACAUUUGACUUCUGUUUUCAUUCCGCACUGAAUUCCUUUUUACAAUAUGUCGUUCAACAGGCAACUAUCUCUUGACAAACUUUUUUUUGUAUAUUCUCUUUAAUGUAUAAUUAAAAAGAACCCUUUACAUUCUUAUUUUAUUUAUCUAUGAUAAGAAUUGUGUAUACAAUAUUUUAACUUAUACUGUAAUCCCGACCUUUUCGAAAUAUAUAGAUAAUCUCCAUUGAAGGUCCAUUUUAAUAUUUGUACUGAUUGUAGUGUUGUUUUAAGAAAAUAUAUUUUUACUGUUUUGUUAAGCUCUUAAGUUGCAAUCGUUUUUUUUUUUAGUUUAAUAUUAUAAUUAGUAACUUAAUAACCGAUUAUUCAUGAACCCUUCUUCAUAAACAUAUAUAUUAAUAUAAAAAAUAUUUUCUUUUAAUUUAAAAUCUCGUUAUGCUAAUAAUUGAUUGUGUUUUGUAGCUUUAUACGCAUGAAAUGUGUUUAAAGUAGGACGGGCCCGAACUUUACUACCAAUUAAAAUGGUUUAGAGGCCUCUUAAUUGUAAGACUGAUUCGGUAAUUAAAACCAUGGUUAAGACAACCGUCAUUGGUACGUAAACGAUAAGAUUGUAAGAAGUUGGAUAAUUAUUAUUAUUUCUAUAUCCUUCUCGAACUUUCUUUUGUUUUUAAAUAUUAAAAAUGUUUAAGCUAUAAGAUAGCCUUUAAGUGACGUAACUGUUAAACGUACAUUUAUAAACUCUUUGAAUAUAAUUUCUUAAGUUAUUUUAUACAGCUGUAGUAAGUAUAAAUACUCGAACGAUAUUAUAGUUCCUAUAUAUUUUUUACUGCGGAAUCUCCAUAUCAUGGUCGCUAUUAAGUUUAAUUUUUUUUUCCAAUAAUUUCCUGUGUCAAUUUAAUUUUUAAAUAGUAACGGUAUUUUAUAAAUAUGGAUUGUAUUCAUUAUAUUGUAAUCUUUCAUAUAUUUUUGUAUCCUAAUUCUUAGAGUUUACAAUGACUGUAGUCUAGUUAUUUACAUAUUGUAUAUCUGUCUUUCACUUAUACAAGCUCUUAGUAAUUAAUCGGUGUUCGUAGUUGAUGUGUCACCUAAAUUGUGUUGUAAUAAAUAUUUGUG